GUUUUUUAGUGGUGCGCAGACUGCAAAGAAAUCCCACGAAGGCAGCUCAGCAACCAAAACCCAGGUUGCAGAAAUACAAAGUACUCUCUUGCUCUCUGUCUCCCUCUCAUAUAUCAGCAAACCUAGCUAAAGCCCUAGAGAUUAGCAGAGAAGAAGAAGAGAAAAUGGGACACAAAAUCCAUAUUUUUAGAGCCGAUUUUCAAUUUUGAAAUAAUUAUUAUUAACGUAAUAAUCACAAUAUUACCAAUAAGAAGCAGAAGCGGAAGAAUAACAAGGAUAAUAUGGGAAGAGGGAAGGUGGAGCUGAAGAGGAUCGAGAACAAGAUAAAUCGACAGGUGACAUUUGCAAAAAGAAGGAAUGGAUUACUGAAGAAGGCCUAUGAGCUUUCAGUUUUGUGUGAUGCUGAGGUUGCGCUCAUCAUUUUCUCCAACCGUGGCAAGCUUUAUGAGUUCUGCAGCGGCUCUAGCAUGCCAGAGACACUCGAGAGGUAUCAAAGAUGCAGUUACAGUGCACUGGAAGCCAGCCAACCUGCAAAGGAGACACAGAACAGUUACCAGGAAUAUCUGAAACUAAAAUCAAAGGUCGAGGUCCUGCAACGAACUCAGAGAAAUUUUCUGGGGGAAGAUUUGGGGCAUUUGGGUACAAAGGAGCUUGAGCAGCUUGAGCAUCAGCUGGACAAGUCAUUGAAGCAAAUCAGAUCAACAAAGACCCAAUUUAUGCUUGAUCAACUGUCUGAUCUUCAAAGAAAGGAACAAAUCCUAAUGGAAGCCAACAACGCCUUAAGGAGGAAGUUGGGUGAAAGCAGUGCAGAAAGUGGUCUGGGAUCAACAUGGGAAGCUGCCGCACAUAAUCUACCAUACAAUCGCGAGCCUGUUCAGUCAGAGGACUUUUUCGAGCCUCUGCAAUGCGAUAGCACUUUGCAGAUUGGUUACAAUCCUGUGCUGCGGGUUGAGAUGAACGGAGCCAGCACAACACAAAAUGUCAAUGGAUUCAUCCCUGGGUGGAUGGUUUGAAACCCAAACUCAUGAUCUGUAAUUGGCCAUAGAAAUGCCAACAGCGCAAUUGUUUUCUAACCUUCACUAAAAUCAUGCCUAUCCAACCCCUUUUCUGUCAUAUGACAGAGGACAAUAAUAGAGCUACUGAUUUGAGUAUAUCUCUAAUCUACGUCAAAGUUGUUAAUAAAGUCCAAUUGAAUUGUCGGCAAUUGUAGAAACCACAAUCCUUGGAACAAAUACUAUGUAAUAAAUCCUUUUGCAAUAAUUUGGGUUGGCUGAAAAUUUGUCCAUUAAGCUGGCCAAGUACAUAUAGCUUAUUGUGUUUAUAUUUGUGAAAAUUUGAAUGGGCAAGGGUGAUGGACUGCGUAAACAGA
Molecule: messenger RNA, 1369 nt
Organism: Vitis riparia (riverbank grape)
Lineage: Eukaryota; Viridiplantae; Streptophyta; Magnoliopsida; Vitales; Vitaceae
Product: agamous-like MADS-box protein MADS2
Exons: 8
Coding region: 282-1013 (243 amino acids)
Biological process (GO): positive regulation of transcription by RNA polymerase II
Cellular component (GO): nucleus
Molecular function (GO): protein dimerization activity; RNA polymerase II cis-regulatory region sequence-specific DNA binding; DNA-binding transcription factor activity, RNA polymerase II-specific
Source: RefSeq, a predicted model, not a curated record